Xiphophorus maculatus (southern platyfish) is the source of this 8220-nucleotide messenger RNA. Its product is annotated as kinesin-like protein KIFC3. Bases 4306 to 7083 code for a protein of 925 amino acids. Gene Ontology annotation, molecular function: ATP binding; microtubule motor activity; microtubule binding. Lineage: Eukaryota; Metazoa; Chordata; Actinopteri; Cyprinodontiformes; Poeciliidae. Gene Ontology annotation, biological process: microtubule-based movement. The transcript is spliced from 20 exons. The record is from RefSeq and is a predicted model, not a curated record.
GGCUUGACCACGUGUAAAAACAACCCGUUGAUUGUUCCUGCCCGAUGAGUUUGCUGUUUUAUCCUUUAUUAUUAUCUGUAAGGAAGCCUUGUUGGUCCACAUCCUGAUAUGUUUUAAUAACUUUCGUGAAAUGCGUUUAUUUAGACUUUCUUUGAUGUUAUCUGCGUGUUGCCAGUUGGCAGACUGUCGGAUGUUUUCAGACGUGUAUUUGCAUCAGGAUCAAUGGCGUCCCAUGUAAUGGACUGGGUCACCUCUGGUUCCAACAGUGUUUUGUGUGCAACAGCCCUGCACUCCUCCUAUAGACUCUUUAAGGUAGGCAUAUAUUUUAAGACUAAAUGCAAUAAAAACGCAGGACAUAACUCACUGAAACACAUUGAGUGAAGCUCUCUAAAAUGAAAAAUGCGUUUUCUCUUGUCAAAGUAACAAUUCGUAGGUGGGACUUGCUCUUUAAAACCUACAGACUAAGUUGUAACUAUUUCCUUUCUGCCACUCUUCCUACACACACAUUGUGCCUGCAUAAAUCUACACUCACCACAUACCAUGAACGUGUUCAUACUGUCUUUCUUUAAAGGACCACAGGGGGCCCUCUGUUGGCUUCUUCCUGCUCGGGUUCUCUGCAGCUCUUUGCCUCUUCCAUGCCUCCACACUUCAGAGAGAAGCAGAAUGGACCGGGGAGGUUCUGGCUCCGGCUUUGGUUUCCUUUGACCUCCUGUGGCUCAGUCAGGACCACAACACGGCUCGUGUUCUCCUGUGCGGCUCCUGUCUGCUUCUCGGACUCUCAGACUGGCUCUCAGCAGAGACGCUCACUGUCCUGACUCGCUCCCUCGGGCUGUCUUCUCUGUCCUGCUGCCUGACUGUGUGUCUGUUUGCAGGGAAUGCAAUAGGGGCCGCAGGCGGCGUGGCUCUCAGCCUCCCUUUACUUCUGGCACAGAGGGCCGACACCAACGCCUUUUCUCCUCUGAUUUCUCCACCUGCUGCAGAAGGACUUAUAAAAUGUCUUCUAAAGGGGUCGUUGUCAAUAGGCUGUUGGCUUUCAACAAAAGCCCUCAACAAGUUUCUGUUGGAUGUGACUGACCAAUAAAUGUGUAAAUUAGUGGUGAUUUUUGUUUUGCAGAGGUAAAGUGUUCAUUACAAAAGGUAAAGGGACAUGAAAUAACCUAACUUGGCUGAACAGAUUAUCUAAAAACAAUGUACAUUUCCACCAUUAUAAGGUUGAACACUUUUUUAGAGCAGCAGACACUUUUUUGUUGCUGUAAUUCACAUAUUCUCUGUGAGUUUUUGACAUUUACUUUGCAGUAGGGAACCUCCAGAAAGUUAUCAGAGGGUUUUCCAGAAGUUGGAUUCUGGUAUUAGUGUGCUAUCCUAAGAAUAUCAUAGGAUAUUCAUAGGAUAUUCUUAGGAUAGCACACUAAUACCAGAAUCCACAACACAAUUUCAGGAAUUCAACUACAAUAGUUUUAUGCAUAUUUAUUUACAAUCUUUUCAUUUAAUAACAUUAUGGCAUCUGCUCUGUGUUUUUGUAUACUUAAUGUUUACGACCUGUUGAAGACCAGAUCAUUUGUGUAUUAAUAUUGUAGAAUUUAUAUACAAUAUUGUAACUAAUCCAUUUUUUAAGCUGCCUUUUAUCUCUAAAAUCCUGAGAAAAUAGUUUGAAAUGAGCUCAAAAUGUUUUUGGGGGAUGACUGUAUUGAUGACGACAUUUAGUUGGGCAUUAAACCUUUAAAAGGCUCUUUUUUCAGAGGGUGAAAUGACAUUUGAAUUGUUGAUUUAAGAAGCUCUGCUAUGAUAGUUUAUGGAUCUGAGUGUUGCUUUUUAGACUACAGAUUACCACAUUUAUAUAUCCUGUUUCAUAUGUAUUUAUUUUAUUUUCUUAAUUUUUGUGUUCAUAUUUCAAUGGGGUUUUUUUUAUAUUAUAAAUGCAAUUUAUUCCUGUUAACUUAUAACUUUGUUUUAUUAUGUGGGUUUGUUUUAUUACUUUUGGUUGUGGUCUGCCUUUGCCAUGCAGCACUGUUUUUUGUAGUUUUUUUUAUGUGCAGUGUAAAUAAAGAUCAUUUCUGUCUCCCCAUGCAUGCGUAAAAACGGAUAAAGGGAAUUUUAAUAAAAAGCAGGAAGAGUUCAGUUGAUCCUGAGAUCAACUGACAAAGGCCACCUUAGGAGAUCAGUUUGAUCCCUUGGUAGCAAGAUAAAGAAAUCAGGUUUGCCUUAAAGCUUUUGCACAGUAUUACAUGAGCUAAAACUAAAUAAGUAGAUCUAACUGAUGUUUCGCUAAUUAACAUUUUAAAAAACUAGGACGUCUGUUGGAAAGCAGUCCCUUGCAGUAAGUCCAUUGUUUUAAUGCCAGAUAUUAUUUUAAUGAAAUUUUCUGAAACUAAGUUAGACUUCAUUUGAAUAUCAAAUGAUCUGGGAUUGAAUAAAAACACAUAAAUACACAAAACCAGUGUGAUGAUUCCCAGCUGUGCGUUCAAAUUCUCAGUUGUUUUGUUGCAGUGAUAAAAACUGAAAAAUGUAGGAGUUGCAGGUAAAAGUCAAAAUAUUCUUUUUUUGUGUUUUCUAAGUUUCUAUCUGUUUUUGCUUAAUUCUUGUCAAGUUGGUGUUGCUAAUGUCUGUUUUUACCUGCUUGUGUUUUUAUUUUGGACUGAGGCAAGCAGAAACACCCUUUGCUUCCAGAGUUUAGGAAGCCUUUGCUCUGGAGCCUCAGCACACUCAGAAAUAUCUGCAGUGGUCAAAGCUCUACCUUUAUCUCCGUCAUAGUUUGAUGCUCAUCACAUCUCUGUUUUGCAGUGAGCUACAGGAAAAGAUGCUGCAGCUUGUCUCCCAGGGUUUCAGCGGCUGCCUAAACUGGUUCACUGCAGUAUAUGUAAAACAUCUGUGGCUCCAAUCCAAACUCUGAGGGGAAUGUUGGAAAUGGUUUUUCUUUUUUGCAUUCUAAGUCAUUUCAGGACAUAUUAGUCGUAAAGACGAAUGUUUAUAGAGUUGCCUGUUCCUUUCUUAUUUUUACUGUAAAAAUGUAUAUAUUUCAAAAGUAAGUAAUCUGUCUUAUGACCAAAACAAGUCGUUGUAUUGCAAUCACAAACUUCAGUAUUUUUUAUUAGGGAUUUUCCACCAUUGCUCUAGUUGUAUGUUUGGGGUCGUCCUUCAUCAGAUGAAGGUUGACCUUCAUCCUCACCCCAAACCUUCUGCUGCUUCAGAAUUAUGCGCACUGUUAGUUCUCCACCUCACAUUGCAUUUACUUUCAGAACUAAAAGUUGAUUAUUUGCGGUGUUGGAUCUCAUAAAGAUCAGAUUUGCUGAGUGUGCAACCGACAGCUGUUGCGUUAAAUUUUGCUAUGGGUUGUGGAUUUCUGCAGCUCCUCCAGAGUUACCAGGGGCUUUUUGAAUGCUCUUCUUGUCCAGCCUGUCAGUUUCUGCAGAUGGCUAUUUUUGGUAGGUUUUCUGUUCUUCUAUGCUCUUUCCAUUUUCAGAUGAUGGAUCAAACAGUUCUAAUGAGAUAUUCAGAGCUUUGCAUGAAGUUUUACAACCAAACUCCUUUAUAAAUCUCCCCACAACAUUUAUUAAUUCAGAAAUUUAAUUUAAUACAGGUGCUAUCUAUUUAUUAAAAAGGGCACUUUCAUUUAGUUUCAAUUUGUUUUUGGGUUGUACAAGUAAAGGGCACUGAAUACAUAGAAAUAUACCAUUUUCAAUUUUUUUUCUAUUACUUGAAAACUGUUUUUUUUUCUCCCUUUACAUUUUAUAGUCAUGUGCUACUCAGUGUUAGCCUAACUAAUAAAAGACAAUAAAGUUUGUGUAAUCUGCAUUCUUUAAGAGUCAUUUUUGUUCAGUAACUUUUCGCAACUUUCUUUGUUUCACUGCUCAUCUGCUUAAAAUCAACAACCUGCAAUGUUUGUUUAUUUCACAUACUCAGAAGAAUGAAAUGAAUCACCUCUUCCUUUUCUGCCAAGCCAGGCCAGCGUUGUCAUCAUCGGCUCUAUCACCCCAUUCUCUCCAUAAAAUCUGUCUGCAUCUGCAGCUGCACCACUGCAGCGGCUCAGGAAGCCGUACUGAGCAUGCUCCGUGGAGCUGCAGCUGGUGGAUGGAGCAAAGUGGAGAGAAGGAGAAAAGGAAGGGGAGGAGAAAGGAUGAGGAGAACAGAAUGAGCCAAGCGGUGCAGGGAUCUUCUAGCAGCUCCUGAGAAAAGGAGCUGCAUGGGAGGAGUUGGGAUUGACAACACAGAUGGACCGUGACAUUGGAAUACAAAGGGCUGGAAUCACAGGCUCCUAUUAUCGGGAGGGAGAAGUCAUUUGAUGAGGAGCUCUCUGACAGCGUGGCGAUGUACGCCUUCUAUUCGCUUUUAGUCUACAUCUUCUACACUGUCUUCAGGAAGGAGGAGGAGGAGGAAGAAGAGGAGAAAGCCUUGGAUGGAGCCUGUGGAGCUUCCCCAGAUGAGUCAGAACCUGUUUCCAUGGAAACAAGGAGCAGGAGACGAGAUGGCCACACCUCCAGAACAAAAAAAUCUUGUGCUCGAUUUAGUGAAUCAAGCAGCAGCAGCGACAGUGACGAACUGAGUGAUGAAGAUGAGGAUAAUGCCCCAGACAUCCCAGCCUGCACUCCUCUGGCAGCUUUUUUGUCUUUCAAACAGGAGACAGAGAAGAGGAGAGCCUCUCAGGUUCAGCUGGAGGCAACAGGAAAGUUGGCUGAGUCUCCCCUGGUGGCAGUGAUGUCCCACUUGCUAAGCUUUCUGGAGCAGUACUCCCACUUCCAGCAGCUGCAGCAGCAGGCCGACCAGUACCGGGUCCAGCUGAAGAGGCACCGCGUCCAGCACCGCCGUCAGAUGAAGACUCUGCGGGCCUCCUACCGCCAGCGCAUCAGAGACAAGAACAGCAUCAUAAGCAGCCUGGAGGAGGCCAUCAGUCAGCAGCAGAGUCCCAGCCCCCUGAGCGAGGGUGAGUGUAGCAGUGAUGUGGGGAAUCCAGCUGGUCUCCAACGGCUGGUGGAGUCCCUGUAUGGGCUGCAGGGGGAGAGAAGCAAACUGAGAGGAGAGCUGCGUCUGCUGCACUCACAGCUGGAGCAAAAAGAAAGAGACAGGCAUACCCGCAUACAGGCCUUUCAGCAGCAGAUUGAUGAGCUGAAGAACUGCAUAGAGGAGCGUGAGGAGGAGCUAUCGAGACUGAGAACAGCCACUGGAGCCACGGACUCAGAGAAGCGAGUUCUCUGUCUGUCGGCUGAGAACGAGAGCCUGAAGCAGAGCCUGAGCGUCACACAAGGCCUCCUGCAGCAGCUGUCGGUCAUCCCGUCUCAAUCCAACACCAUGCUCAUCAAGGAGAACGAGAACCUUCGUGGCCGAGUUCAGCAGCUGGAGACGUCUCUGCAGCAGCGGGCUGAGCAGCUCUCACAGCUGGAGAGGAAGAGCGAACACAGGGAGUGGAGAAGAGGAGAGGAGCUGAGAAAACGGGAAGACAGAGUGAGGGAGCUGGAGCUGGAGCUGAAUAAAGAAAGAGGAAAGGAGCCAGUUGUGAAGUACGUCACGCAGACAGUGGAGGUGGAAUCGCCGGCCAUAGUGAAGCAGCUGACCAAAGCCAGACAGAGGAAUGAGGUGCUGUCUGAAAGGCUGUCCAGUCAGAAUGAGAGGUGCAAACAGCUGGAGGAACAGAUCAGGAAGUCGGAUGAAUAUAGCUGCAAUCUGCAGCACAAGAUUGCAGCGUACGAACGAGAAAUUAGUCACCUGCGAGAGGAACUGCUGAAGGAGAUCGGCCACUUGGAGGAGAGAAAGGAGGAGGCGGUGAAGGCUGCUGCCAGCUGCUCCGCUGAACACUUUCAGAACCUGCAGGACCAAUUCUUCACUUUGCAGAAGCGUCUAACAGCUCUCCCUCCAACCUUGCGCUCCAUGAAGACAGACUAUACCAGCCUAAGGAGUCAAGUUCGGAACUUCUCAGAGUUUUACGGUGCAGCUAUCAAUGAAGCCAAAAAGCAGAUCUCAGCAGCAAUCAGUGAGAUGUCUGAAGCCAACAAGGACCUUCUGGAGAAAUACAGGAAGGAAGUGGCCCUGCGUAGGAAGCUCCAUGAGCAGCUGGUGGAGCUGAAAGGCAACAUCCGUGUGCUGUGCCGGGUCAAGCCUGUGCUGAAGGAGGACCAGCAUGAGGAAGGCCAGUCUGUUGUUGUGACGACGGACCCCAACAACGAGUCCUCCCUCACCGUGUUGAACAAGGGAAAAGGUCGCAGCUUUGAGUUGGACAAGGUCUUCCAGCCACGCGCCACACAGGAAGAGAUCUUUCAGGAGAUUGAACCUCUUGUGACGUCCUGCAUUGAUGGCUACCAUGUCUGCAUAUUUGCAUAUGGGCAGACAGGCUCUGGAAAAACCUACACCAUGGAGGGAAGUGUGGAAAACCCAGGAAUCAACCAGCGAGCUCUGAAACAUCUCUUCAGUGAGAUCGAAGAGAGAAAAGACAUGUGGUCCUACACAGUCACAGUCAGCUCUGUGGAAAUUUACAAUGAGGUGCUGAGAGACCUGCUGAGUAAGGAUGGAGAGAAGUUGGACAUAAAGAUCAACCCAGAUGGAACGGGACAGCUGCACGUUCCAGGCCUCAGGGUUAUAGAAGUUAGGAACUUUCAGCACAUUAAGAAGAUUUUAGCCAUGGCUCGUAGGAACAGGAUCACUUUUGGCACUCAGAUGAACCAGCACAGCUCACGCUCCCACGCUCUGCUGUGCAUCACCGUCCAGGGUACUGACCUUGCCUCUGGCUCCAAAACCACCGGUAAGAUGAACCUGGUGGACCUGGCCGGCUCCGAGCGGGUCUGGAAGUCUGGAGCCGAAGGGGAGCGGCUGAAGGAGGCCCAGAACAUCAACCGCUCCCUGCUGGCGCUCGGGGACGUCAUUCAGGCUCUUCGGGGUCGGCACACCCACAUCCCUUUCAGGAACUCUCGCCUUACCUACUUAUUACAGGACUCCCUCGGCAAAGGCAGCAAGACCGUCAUGGUGGUGCAGGUGUCUGCGCUGGAGAGCAACGUGGGCGAGACGUUAUGCUCUCUGAAGUUUGCUCAGAGGGUUUGUAAAGUGGAGCUGGGUCCUGCAGCCAGGAAGAUCGAAUCUGGCGGAAGCCAGUGUGACUGAUGGCCUUGAAUCCACCACAGAGUCCUACAGUAUUAAAGCACCUGGCAAAAGUACUCACACUCCUUGAAUUUUUCCUCAUUAUGUAAAGUUAUAGCAUUUACUGUAUUUUAUUGGGGUUUUAUUUGAUAAGAUCAGCACACGGUUGUGCAUAACUGUGAAGUGCAUCUGUAAAAGGUGCCCAUUUUACAACUGUGCUGCAUGCAUGUAUACUUUAGCCUCCUACAGAAAAUACUUUACAGAACUAGUUUUGCUUUAAGUACACCAACGAGGCUUUGGGGUAUGUCUAAUGAUUCUUCCUUGCAAAAUAUCUCAGGCUCAGUCUUUGCAGCUCUGAACAUCAAUUUUCGAGUUUUGCCACAGAUUUUUAGUUGGAUUCUCAUCUUGGGCCUGGACAUUGACUAGUUAGUAGUUGCUGUGUACUCUCGUUAGAGUAAGAGAGUAAAGUAGUUGAAGACAAAUGCAUGACGUGUUUAAAACGUAUUGAAACCUUAAUUUUCUCCUCCUUCAAAAUGAUGCACUACCUUGUGUUUGUCUAUCACAUAAAACCCCAAUAAAUGAUGAACAUUUUGCAGUUACCAAUGUGAAAAACGUAUAAGGAGUAUGAAUACUUUUGCAGGCACUCUCACCUUUAUCCCACCAGCUACUUUCAACACUAAAGUAUCAACAGGAUCAGCUGCAAACCUGAUUAAGGGCUAAAUCUGUGGAGGUCUGCAGUUUGAGGUCAAGUUUUGUUCCUCUCCGCCAUAUUCAGUAAAAACCCUUUAUCAUUAGUUCACCUGCAUGCAGUCAGGAAUAUUUAUUCUGCCUCUCUCUCGGCUGAAAAACCCGAUGCUUCCUUGAAAUGCUGUUUAUUUUUAUUGUAUAGGAGAAUCUGGAUUUAAUCACAACCUCGGUGAUCGUCGCACUGUUUAGAGCUGUGUCAUGGUACACCCUGAUUCAGAGUCACAGUAUCAGCACUUUAGUUUGUGCACCCUUUGCCACCCAUCUUGCUGUGGAUGUCUGUAGGCUGUGUCAUUGCUGAUGCAACGCAUUUUGAAGCUGUAGUGUGUAGGAACAGCUAAAUUAUGAGCUGCAGGUGCAUUUAAGACCCAUAUUUAUGUCGUUUCUGUGAAAAAUUCAAAAAGCAGUGACUGAACG